This is a messenger RNA of Oncorhynchus masou masou (cherry salmon), 1575 nucleotides long. RefSeq names its product T-box transcription factor TBX5-A-like. Gene Ontology annotation, molecular function: DNA-binding transcription factor activity, RNA polymerase II-specific; RNA polymerase II cis-regulatory region sequence-specific DNA binding. The transcript has 8 exons. Lineage: Eukaryota; Metazoa; Chordata; Actinopteri; Salmoniformes; Salmonidae. Gene Ontology annotation, cellular component: nucleus. The record is from RefSeq and is a predicted model, not a curated record. The coding region runs from base 1 to 1575 and encodes 524 amino acids. Gene Ontology annotation, biological process: positive regulation of DNA-templated transcription; cell fate specification; pattern specification process.
AUGGCGGACCAGGAUGAAACCGUUGGGCUCCAAAAUUCGACAAGCGGUUCAGAGUCAAAAGAAUUACACUCCGAGAGUAAAGCAGAUAAACCAAAUGGAACUUCGGGCAAAUCUCCAUCCUCCCAGACGACAUAUAUUCAACAGGGAAUGGAGGGGAUAAAGGUGUACCUGCACGAAAGGGAACUGUGGGAGAAGUUUCACGAGGUGGGGACGGAGAUGAUUAUCACCAAAGCAGGAAGAAGAAUGUUUCCCAGCUUCAAAGUGAAGGUCACUGGAUUGAACCCUAAAACUAAAUACAUACUCCUGAUGGAUGUCGUGCCUGCGGAUGACCAUCGCUACAAGUUCGCCGAUAAUAAAUGGUCUGUGACCGGGAAGGCCGAACCUGCCAUGCCCGGGAGGCUCUACGUUCACCCGGACUCUCCUGCGACUGGGGCGCAUUGGAUGAGGCAGCUAGUCUCUUUCCAGAAGCUGAAACUGACGAACAACCACCUGGAUCCUUUUGGACAUAUUAUCCUGAACUCCAUGCAUAAAUACCAACCCAGGAUUCACAUCGUGAAAGCGGAUGAAAAUAACGGCUUUGGCUCCAAGAACACGGCGUUUUGUACCCACGUCUUCCCAGAGACUGCCUUCAUUGCGGUUACGUCCUACCAGAAUCAUAAGAUAACCCAGUUGAAGAUAGAGAAUAACCCAUUUGCAAAAGGCUUCCGUGGGAGUGAUGACAUGGAGCUCCAUCGGAUGUCCAGAAUGCAAAGCACUAAGGAGUACCCGGUGGUCCCUCGCAGUACAGUGCGUCAGAGGGUGGGCACCAGCCAGAGCCCGUUCAGUGGGGAGGUGCAGGGUAUUGCCAACCCCAGUGGCCUGGCCUCCCAGUACACCCAGUGUGAGAAUGGGGCCACCAGCACCUCACAGGAUCUCCUGCCCCAGUCUGGCUCCUACCCUCUCCCACACGAGCACAGCCAGGACUACCACUGCAUCAAGAGAAAAGUGGAGGAUGACUGUCACUCAGGAGAGCACACCUACAAGAAGGCUUACCUGGAGAGUUCCUCCAGCGAGGACGACCAUUACUACCGUCCCGUCAGCUACCCACAGAGCCUGGGCCUGCCCGGGGGGCCCUACAGGUCCGAGUCCAGCCAGAGGCAGGCCUGUAUGUACGCUAGCGCCUCCCAGGGGGCCGAGCCCGUCCCCAGCCUGGAGGACAUCAGCUGCAACACCUGGGCUGGCGUCUCACCCUACGGCAGCUGCUCCGUCACCACCAUGCAGCCAAUGGAGCGGCUGCCCUACCAGCACUUCUCCGCCCACUUCACCUCUGGGCCCCUGGUGUCCAGACUGAGUGGGGUGGCAGGCCACGCCUCUCCGCAGCUGGGUGACGCCCACCACGCCAUGUACCAGGGCCCCAUGGCCCAUCAGACUCUGGGCCGCCAGUGCAGCCCCGGGGCAGGCAUCCAGUCACCCACUGCAGGUCUCCAAGGCAGCGAGUACCUGUACUCACACGGGAUCCCGCGCACGCUGUCGCCUCAUCAGUACCACGCGGUGCACAGCGUCAGCAUCAUGCCAGAGUGGAAUGAGAGCAGCUAA